Messenger RNA from Darwinula stevensoni, 864 nucleotides. NCBI's taxonomy places the organism in Eukaryota, Metazoa, Arthropoda, Ostracoda, Podocopida, Darwinulidae. The record is from the annotation of a GenBank genome assembly.
AUGCGACGAUACGGCUACGAGAAGCGAUCGAAGACGGUUAGAAAAGAAGAGAAGGGAUCCGGUUUCCAUAUCGCGAUCGUCCAGACGCAGUUCGCAAAGAGGGAAUGUUCAUCGGGUGGCACGUGGUUGAAUUCGAACGGAUCGGAGAGCGGUCGCGGAUGGACGGACUACAGGGAUUGCCUCCCCAGUCCCAUCAAGGGCCUGCUGGACACCGUCUACUCCGGCGACAACCCCGAGGGGAAGUUUCAGAUCGCCCAGAGGACCCGAGUCAUGGAGAAUUUCGGUUUCAGCAUCAGUCUGGUGUCUAUCCUCUCCGCCCUCGUCAUUUUCGCCUCGUUCAGGAGUCUGAGGAACGAGAGGACUCGGAUCCACAUGAACCUCUUCGUCGGGAUGUUGAUGCAGAUCUUGGUUCGUCUCACCAUCUACAUGGACCAACUCGUCUCCAAGUACGAUCCCUCCCGGAGGACUUUGGAUAAUACCGAGAUCGUCUGCCAGGGACUAUAUAUCCUAUUGGAAUAUGGGAAGACGGCGAUGUUCAUGUGGAUGUUCCUGGAGGGGAUUCACAUUCACAACAUGGUCGUCGUGAAGGUAUUCGACGGAGGCUCUCGCCGGAUGACGAUAUACCUUCUCGUGGGUUGGGGGAUCCCGGUCCUUCUCACCUGUGUUUGGGCGACCAUCACCGGCUUCUAUUUCACCGAAUCCAGUUGCUGGUUCAGCUACAACUUGACGCGGUAUUACUGGAUCUUGGAGGGUCCUCGAUUGGCAUUCAUCAUCAUCAAUCUCCUCUUCUUGCUCAACAUCACCAGGGUGUUGGUCACCAAGCUGAGAUCCUCUCAGUCCAGCGAGACCGAACAGGCCAGGUAG